AUGGCCGGAGCUAAUGAUUCGGGUUGCGACGAUGAUCGUAAACCCCGCCGUGUUGCUGGCCAACCGGUAGAUUCCGAGGGCGAAUGUGUCCCUGGAAAACGCGGGAACGAGGAUUCUGUGUCAUGCUCGAUUUGCCUCGAGUUGGUGGUCGACGACGGUACCAGAUCCAGGGCUAAGCUCCAAUGUGGUCACCAAUUCCAUUUGGACUGUAUCGGAUCAGCUUUUAACAUGAAAGGAGCAAUGCAAUGCCCAAACUGUCGGAAUGUGGAAAAGGGUCAGUGGUUGUAUGCAAAUGGGUCUGCUCGGGCGUUUCCAGAGUUUGUCAUGGAAGAUUGGAUCCCCGAAGAAGAUUUGUAUGCUUUAAGUUAUCCCGAAAUGCAAUAUCGGGUCCAUUGGUGCCCGUUUGGUGAACUCUCUCAGGCAGCUUCUUUCGAGGAGCUGGAGCCUGAAACCACUACAUAUCACAAUGAGUUCCAUGGGCACCACGCGGAUGCUGUGAAUCAUUCAUAUCUUGCAUACGUUGGACCGGGCCCAGCCGCUACCCCGAGGACUAGCGACAACAGCAACAACAUAGAUGACCAUCCCUGGAACAGCCACUCUCACGAUCACUUUCACCAGCUUGCUCUUGCUCCCCAAUAUCAUCAUCAUCAUCAUCAUCAUCAUCAUCAUUCCCAACCCUUUUCUGCUCAUGUGGUUGAUGCUGAAAUCGACUCUUCAGCAGCUGCAGCAAGGGGCAUAUCUCAUCCCCACCCAUUUCUCUUUAGUUACCGUUCUAAUCCAAGGACAUCACCAGCAAUCAACGGUCACCAAGGAGGCAGCACCCAAAUGCGUGAACACCAUGCUUUUAAUCAUCAAAGGGAACGUCAUGCUAAUGGUCCCAGUCUCGCAUCUCCUACAAGAAGAGGAUUGCCGCCGCCACCGCCACCGCCAAUGCCUGAUCAGAACCUCGGAUUCUUCAUUUAUCCACCACCAGAAACAGAUCAAUUUCAUGGUUGGGAGAGAGAUUGGUUUCCACAAUUCCCUGUCCCGUCGAAUCACCACCGCACGGUCUCUAGCUUUUGGCAGAGACAUUUCUGA
Molecule: messenger RNA, 1077 nt
Organism: Microthlaspi erraticum
Lineage: Eukaryota; Viridiplantae; Streptophyta; Magnoliopsida; Brassicales; Brassicaceae
Source: the annotation of a GenBank genome assembly